Centruroides sculpturatus (bark scorpion) is the source of this 978-nucleotide messenger RNA. RefSeq lists its product as uncharacterized. The record is from RefSeq and is a predicted model, not a curated record. The transcript is spliced from 2 exons. NCBI's taxonomy places the organism in Eukaryota, Metazoa, Arthropoda, Arachnida, Scorpiones, Buthidae. The coding region runs from base 1 to 978 and encodes 325 amino acids.
AUGUUCUUGAUUGCAGUUCAAUAUUUUCAUUUAGAAAAAAGAAUUCAAAACAGAAUUAUUGACUUUUAUAAAGAUCCAAAUGAAAAUUCUGAGGCAAUUGCUACAAGAUUAUUGAAUUGUCUUCAAGAAUAUAAACUUGGUUUAUCAAAUUUAAGUUCUAUUUCUGCAGAUAAUGCAUCUGUUAAUUACGACAAGAAUAAAUCUGUAUACAAAAAGUUGACCGACCUUAAUCUGCGAAUUUUGAAAACAAGGGAACCAGCUCCUACUCAGCCAUCUUAUAGCAUCAUUUUAAAAUCCGGCAUAAACGUCAAUAUCUCUACUAAAACUAAACAACCGCAUGUUUUUUCUAACAACGUCCUCCUGGUGUAUAGUAAGGACGAGAAAAGCAACAGCGAUAAUCUAUGUAAGCUACUGCAGAAAGAGAUCAAACCAUCAGUACUAAAAAUCGGAGUGAACAAGAUCAGGAAAAUCGCUGGCAGAGGUGUUGCCGUAGACCUGGAAAAGAAGGAAGACAUAGCUAACCUGGAGAACUGUAUCAAAGAAAAAUUACCAGAUGUUACCACCCGGCUUCCAAAGAAAAGGAAACCGCAUGUGAUACUGUACUCCGUAUCCAAUUUCGAAACACAAGAUAGUCUAACACAUUGCAUAUACAACCAGAACGACCUUAUAAACGAAACAUUCUCUGAGGAAGAAUUCAACAACCAGUUUUGUGUCAAAUUUGCCACAGGGAAGAAAGAUGCCCAAUACAAAAAUCGUGUUAUAGAAGUGUCACCAAAGCUUCGUAAGUGUCUACUCAUGAUAGGAAAGAUUAACAUUGAAUGGUCCCGCUGCAGAGUGGGAGACUUUUGCCCAGUUCUGCAGUGCUUCCGCUGUUGUGGCUAUGGACACUCUUCCAAAGAGUGUUCCCAAACGAAGAAUACAUGCAGUCACUGCAAUCAGGAACACACAUUUAAGGAGUGCCCUAAUAAAAACCAGUAG